CUUUUUAUAUCCUUCUUUAACCUUUCAUUCUCAUCUUCUCCCCAAACAAACACUCCCCUUUCUUCUGCUGUGUUUGUCUCAUCCUUUUUCUUUAAUGGCGAUGGAAGUUCCUCGAUCACUCCCACAGUACCCAGAGAUGAUAUUUAGAGCAAUUUCAGCUCUAAAUGAAGCAGCAGGUUCAAACAAAUCAAGUAUUUCAAACUACAUAGAAUCAACAUACGGAGAUCUACCAGCAGGACAUACAGAGCUACUAACUCAGAACUUGGAUAAACUUAAAGAGAGUGGGGAGCUUGUUUUUGUGAAGAAUAACUACAUGCGUCCAAACCCAGAUGCACCAGCAAAAAGAGGUAGAGGUCGUCCACCUAAACCUAAAUCUGCAGCAGCAAUGGCUAUAGCUGCUGCUAAAGCUGCUCAUGUUGGUCCACCAAGAGGUAGAGGUAGACCACCAAAGAAUAAAGAUGAGUCUGGUGGUGGUUCUGUUGCUGAGAAAAGAAAGGUUUCUGAACCUUCUGGAAGACCAAGAGGUAGACCUAAAAAGGUCAGGUCUGAUGAAGGUGAGGGUGAGGGUGGUGAUGAUGAAGAAGGUGAUGAUGAUGAAGUUGUUCCAGCUGGUGUUCCUGGUGCUGCUGGGGGUGCUGGUGCUGGUGCUGGACUUAACAUCACUGGUUCUCCUAAACCUCGUGGUAGACCUCCAAAGGUUAAGACUCCUUUUGGUAUUGUGGGUUUCUGAUCUCAACAAGGAGAAGGUGAUGUGGUAGAUUGUGACUGAUUUUAAGGGUAGUUUAUGGAUGGGGCUCUCUGAUCUUCUGUGAGUAAUGGGUUUAAUUCUUACUCUGUUGGGUGUAGUAGUCCUUUUUAAUUAAUUUUAGCUGUAAGUUUGUGUGUUGCUGCUGCCUUUUGUUAUCUGUAAUUGCAUGUACAUUUGAUGCAGAAGAAACAGGAGAAGAAUGAAGAAUGAAUGAAUGACUCUUUUUGUUUUUUCAAGUUUGUUGAUCUAGGAUGGAGGGUUUCUAAUUUACUCUUUAGUUUGUGUUUGUUCAACUUAAUUUCAAUGGAAUCAAUAGAUCUUGUUAAUUAGUACU
Messenger RNA from Papaver somniferum (opium poppy), 1082 nucleotides. Its product is annotated as HMG-Y-related protein A-like. Gene Ontology annotation, biological process: negative regulation of DNA recombination; nucleosome assembly; chromosome condensation. Gene Ontology annotation, cellular component: chromatin; nucleolus; nucleus. The transcript has 2 exons. The record is from RefSeq and is a predicted model, not a curated record. Bases 95 to 730 code for a protein of 211 amino acids. Gene Ontology annotation, molecular function: nucleosomal DNA binding; double-stranded DNA binding. NCBI's taxonomy places the organism in Eukaryota, Viridiplantae, Streptophyta, Magnoliopsida, Ranunculales, Papaveraceae.